CCACCCUUGCUCUUUUGCAUUCCGUAUAACUGUAUUACUUCCCGCCUUGUCACACCCUUCCCUUUCCACCUUGGCCGACCAAGAACCUCCCCUCCACCACUCUCCUCACACACAACCUGUUGAUUGAGUGAGCAUCCAGGGUCGACGUUGUUCCCACAUCGACACCUCAACGACCACUCAACUCGGAGUUGAUCGGCUUCGCCACAGUCGUUCGCGAUGGCGUCGUCCACGUCCGAGGUGCCUGUGGCCCAAGCCGAAACCUUCCCGGACGGCACCACCGACCACGUUCCUCUGCGGAAGAAGACUUACGAUCUCCGCAAGCCUCACAUCACAGAGCAGCCGAUAACAUGGGGCAAUUGGUACCAACACGUCAACUGGCUCAACACCUACUUCAUCAUCGUUGUGCCUAUGAUUGGCCUGGUCUCUUCGUACUGGAUCUCCCUGCACUACAAGACGGCCAUCUUCGCUGUCGUCUAUUACUACUUCGCCGGUCUCGGAAUUACUGCCGGCUACCACCGUCUGUGGGCUCACUCGAGCUACAAGGCGUCCCUUCCCCUCAAGAUUUUCCUCGCCGCCGGUGGCGCUGCCGCCGUUGAGGGUAGCGCUCGCUGGUGGUCCAGCCUCCACCGCUCCCACCACCGCUACACCGACACCGAGAAGGACCCCUACUCCGUCCGCAAGGGUCUGCUCUACAGCCACAUCGGGUGGAUGGUCAUGAAGCAGAACCCCCGCCGCAUUGGCCGUACCGACAUCACCGACCUGAACGACGAUGCCGUUGUUGUUUGGCAGCACCGCAACUACCUCAAGUCGGUGCUGACCAUGGCCCUGAUUGUGCCCACUCUUGUCUGCGGUCUCGGCUGGGGCGACUUCUGGGGCGGCUUCGUCUACGGUGGUAUCUUGAGAAUCUUCUUCAUCCAGCAGGCUACUUUCUGUGUCAACAGCUUGGCUCAUUGGCUCGGCGACCAGCCCUUCGAUGACCGCAACUCACCGAGGGACCACGUUAUCACUGCUCUUGUCACCCUCGGCGAGGGCUACCACAACUUCCACCACGAGUUCCCCAGCGACUUCCGUAACGCGAUCGAGUGGUGGCAGUAUGACCCUACCAAGUGGUUCAUCUGGACCAUGAAGCAGCUCGGCCUCGCCUACAACCUCAAGACCUUCCCCCAGAACGAGAUCGAGAAGGGCCGUGUGCAGCAGCAGCAGAAGAAGCUCGACCAGAAGCGCUCCACUCUCGACUGGGGUAUCCCUCUCGAGAGCCUCCCCGUUGUCAGCUGGGACGAUUUCGUCGAGCAGUCUAAGAACGGCAAGGCCUGGAUCGCCGUUGCUGGUGUCAUCCACGACGUCGGCAAGUUCAUUGCUGAUCACCCUGGCGGCAAGGCGCUUAUUUCGUCGGCCGUCGGCAAGGACGCCACCGCCGUUUUCAACGGUGGUGUCUACAGCCACUCGAACGCCGCCCACAACCUGCUCUCGACUAUGAGAGUCGGUGUCCUCAGGGGUGGCUGCGAGGUGGAGAUCUGGAAGCGCGCCCAAUCCGAGAACAAGGAUGUCAACGCAGUCACCGACUCAUCGGGUCAGCGCAUCGUUCGCGCCGGCGACCAAAUCACCCGUAUUGGCCGUCCCAUUACCACUGCCGACACCGCAUGAGCGAGGCAGUCGGCGCAUUUGAAGGAGAAAUAUGUCACAGUUGGGCCCUUAAUACCGGCCAGUCGGAAGAGUUGGCUGGCCCCGGGGUGCCUGUUUUUCCUCGACUUUAGACAGCUGUGGUGGCACGCGUCAUUGUUAAAAAAAGUACUCAUUUGCUUUGGGGUCCUUUUCGGCGUUAUGAGACGAUGGGUCAUGGGCUUGGAGUUUUCCGUCAAUCACGACGUGGUAUGGGCAUCGGCAUGGUUUUAUAGGCAUUAACGAAACUUUGAAUGUGAAAGAUAAAAAAUGACAUCAACAACACUUACUCGCGUUUCCCGAAGAA
Chaetomium fimeti is the source of this 1966-nucleotide messenger RNA. RefSeq lists its product as uncharacterized. The transcript has 5 exons. Gene Ontology annotation, molecular function: stearoyl-CoA 9-desaturase activity; heme binding; iron ion binding. The record is from RefSeq and is a predicted model, not a curated record. Gene Ontology annotation, biological process: unsaturated fatty acid biosynthetic process. Gene Ontology annotation, cellular component: endoplasmic reticulum membrane. NCBI's taxonomy places the organism in Eukaryota, Fungi, Ascomycota, Sordariomycetes, Sordariales, Chaetomiaceae. The coding region runs from base 217 to 1644 and encodes 475 amino acids.